Molecule: messenger RNA, 1318 nt
Organism: Pseudopipra pipra
Lineage: Eukaryota; Metazoa; Chordata; Aves; Passeriformes; Pipridae
Product: C-type lectin domain family 2 member D-like
Exons: 7
Coding region: 595-1236 (213 amino acids)
Source: RefSeq, a predicted model, not a curated record
AUUUAAAGUGCAGGGCCCCCAUCCCAGCCACGUGGGACCCCUUCAGCCAAAAACCUCCCCCUGGGUUUCUCAGAUUUCCAACCAGUGGUCAUACAUCUCCAACAGCUUCUCAUUUCUUCUGGCUCUGGACUGUGCAGCUUUCACGGGGUGAAAGUUUGGGAUAAUUCUGUCCCCUGCCUGGGUGAGGAGGGGGGUGACAGAGCAGCAUCUGGCACCAACCAGGGCCAGCCCAUCACAGAUCCCUUGGUUGGGAACUCUUAAAUAUUUGUAAGUAAGCAAGGUGCAAAAAAUGGACUUUGUUCCUUCAGAAAUGAACCACACUGAGAGUUGUUGGAGAACAGCAAAACAGCCAAAGAGCUGUAAACUGAAAACCAUGCCUCUGUGGUUGACUCCCAUCCUGUCUCUGGCUCAACAGACUCAGUUCCGAGAAAUCAGCCACCCAUUGACAGCUGCCCUGCGAGCCCCUUGUUGCUGACAGGGGUUGCUUCUCGGGAAGAGAAAUGAGAAAAUCGUGGUGAAAAGAGGCUGCCGAGUGCAUCCACCCCACAGAGCCCAGGGAACGUCAGCCCCGGGCCCUGAGGCUUCUCUGUAAGGAUGGGGAAAGGAACCCAAAAGUCAAAUUCUUCAAGCCAGGAGGAAGCCCUGAACACCUGCAGUGAUCCAGAGAAAGAGUCCAAAUGUGGGUCCCACAGAACCGAGUCAGACCGGAGAACAUCCCCCAAGGUGCGUGUUCUCCUCGCUCUGAGUCUGUUCCUGGGGAUCCUCAGCUUGAGCCUGGUCGUGGCACUGACUGUUCUCAGUGUGAGACCCCCUUUCCCUGAGCUGGAAUUCUCCCACGUGUGCCCAGACACCUGGCCUGGUUUCCAAGGAAAAUGUUAUCAUUUUUCUGAGGCUGAGGGCAACUGGACCACGGGCCGGGAAAGGUGUGAGGCCCUGGGAGCUUCCCUGGCCACCAUAAGCACCAGGGAGGAACUGGCCUUCCUUCUGCGCUAUAAAGGUGAAGCAAACCACUGGAUCGGGCUGGGAAUGAGGGAUAAUGGCUGGGAGUGGAUCAAUGGCACGGCCUUGAACGGCAGGUUUGAGGUGUGGGGUGGGGGGCCCUGUGGGUACCUGAACCACGGCAGGAUCAGCUCGUCCCUGUGCCACACGGAGAAGAACUGGAUCUGCAGCCGCCCCGACAACUUCGUCCUGUGGGAGGGGAAAUUAAGAGACCCCAAACCAGGACUUUCAACCUAAAUCUCUGACCAGAUGGGGGAGCUUCACCCCAGCACUGCAACUGAAAUUUUCAGGGUGAAUCCAAAAAAUCAGGUACAAGGAA